This is a messenger RNA of Rattus norvegicus (Norway rat), 1515 nucleotides long. The record is from RefSeq and is a predicted model, not a curated record. Lineage: Eukaryota; Metazoa; Chordata; Mammalia; Rodentia; Muridae.
GGGCUUGGGCUAAGAUGUCGUCGCUGGGAGGGGCCUCUAGAGAAGAGGCGGGGCUUAGGGUCAGGCCUGCGGGCGGCGGUCAGCGGAGCCCUCGGUCCGGGCGGCGGACAGCCGAGGACGACGGGGCGGCGCCGUGUCCUCCGCCAUGACAGAUCAGACCUACUGUGACCGGCUGGUACAGGACACUCCUUUCCUGACAGGACAGGGUCGCCUGAGUGAGCAACAAGUAGACAGGAUCAUCCUCCAGCUGAACCGUUACUACCCACAAAUCCUUACCAACAAGGAGGCUGAAAAGUUCCGGAACCCCAAGGCAUCCCUGCACAUACGGCUCUGUGACCUCCUGAGCCACCUACAGCAGCGUGGGGAACGGCACUGUCAGGAAUUUUACCGAGCACUGUACAUCCAUGCCCAGCCCCUGCACAGCCACCUGCCCAGCCGCUACACUCCUCACAACUCAGAUUGCAGAGAGCUGGACUGGGGCAUCGAGAGGCGUGAGCUGAGUGACAGGGGUAACGCCCCCCACCAUCUCCUUUCUUUUUCCCUUUUCCCUCAGGGCUCUGUCUGUGUCCCAAGGGCCUCUCCAUCCCACAUCGGGCUUUCUGUUAGGGGACAGGCCCCCUAUAGUGCUCACCAACUGGUUCAGGUCACUCAUAUUCCUUUCUUCCCAGGACCCAUGAGCUUCCUGGCAGGCCUGGGUCUGGCAGCGGGCCUGGCCCUCCUCCUCUACUGCUGUCCACCAGGUGAGUGUCGGCCACCUCCAAGCCCCUAAGGAGGUGAUGGGGGUCAGAGAGUGACAGCUCAUCAACAGAGCGCUCAGACAGCAGAGUUGAAAGUCAGAGAGCCCUGCCAUCUUGGAGUUACCUCCCCUGAUGAGAAGUGAUAUCACAGCCCCUACAAGCCCAACCCCACUGAGGCCUGAAGCUUGCAGCCAGCCUUGCCUGCUCUGCCUCCCCUGCUCUGUGAUGCCUGGGUUUGCCAUCUGGGACAGCCUUUGGGGAUAGGGUGGUGUGGGCUUGUACACUGAGGCCUGGGAGUUACCCAGGCAGGAGCUUCUGGGCUCUAGGGUCAGAGCCAAUUCUGAUCUUUGAACCCAAAUACAAAGACCACGUGUGAAUGGGAAGUAGAGGCAGGACUGUUCCCCUGCCUGCUUCAGUCCAGAGGCAUCCAGGGCAGAGCCCCUUUCAUGGCUGUCCCUUGGACCGCCACUCCUCCCCUUUGUCUUCCAGACCCUAAAGUGCUGCCCGGGACCCGUCGCGUCCUUGCCUUCUCCCCCGUCAUCAUUGACCGGCACGCCAGCCGCUACCUGUUGGCCUUCCUGGCAGAUGACUUCGGAGGACUUUGACGAUCACACACCCUGGGCCUUACCUGCUGUUUAACCAAAGAAUCCCCUGGCUGCCCACUGUGGGGCCCAUACUUCUUUUCUAAAUACUUAUUUUUCAUUAUUUAUGAUUUCUACGAGAACACAUCACCUUCACUGUAUAAGGUGCUUAAUAUUAAAUGCCAGGUGCAUCUGCC